AUAUAUUGUGAUGGCUCAUUACAAGGCUUGGAGGCUUUGGGAUGAAGGAAAUUCUCUGAAGUUGCUAGAGUCAGCACUAGGGAAUGUUUCUGCAAAGGCUGAGGCAGAAAGAUGUAUACAGGUUGGGUUAUUGUGCAUUCAAGAAGAGCCAGAUAAAAGGCCUAGCAUUGCAUCAGUAUUGCUCAUGCUUAACACCCAACCUAUCACAAUUCCAUCACCUGUACGCCCUCCUGCUUUCCCUUAUCGUCUAGGAAAGAAAGCAGCUCCACGUGAAAGUUAUAGCAUUCAAGCAGAAUGUGAAAUCACUGAGUUGAAUCCUCGGUAAUAUG
Chenopodium quinoa (quinoa) is the source of this 329-nucleotide messenger RNA. RefSeq names its product cysteine-rich receptor-like protein kinase 22. Lineage: Eukaryota; Viridiplantae; Streptophyta; Magnoliopsida; Caryophyllales; Amaranthaceae. The record is from RefSeq and is a predicted model, not a curated record. The coding region runs from base 11 to 325 and encodes 104 amino acids. The transcript has a single exon.